AUGGCCGCCGCAAACCUCCCACUGUACUCGCUUCUAGUACUCUCCCUUGCCAUCCCGCUGCUAUUCUUCAUGUGGAGACGCUCGGCGGCUCGAAGCCCGGCGUUGCUGGUAAGGCGUCCCCCGCCGAGCCCAUGGGCGCUGCCCGUCAUCGGUCACCUGCACCACCUCUCCAGCGACGUCCCCCACCGUGCCUUGCACCACCUCUCGCGGCGGCACGGCCCGCUAAUGACGCUCCGUUUCGGGGAGCUCGAGGUCGUAGUGGCCUCGUCCUCGGACGCCGCUCGCGAGAUCAUGAAGACCCACGACGCCAACUUCGCGUCCAGGCCGCUAACCUCUAUGCAGCAGCUGGCGUUCCAGGGCGCCGAGGGCCUCGUCUUCGCGCCCUACGGCGACGGCUGGCGGCAGCUCCGUAGGAUCUGCGCCACUCAGCUCCUCGGCUCCGGCAGCGUCCGGUCCUUCCGCCGCGUCCGCGAGGAAGAGCUUGGACGCCUUUUGCGCUCCAUCGUCGGAACAAGUCAUUUGCCGGCGGUGAACCUCAGCAGAGGCGUGUCGGCGUACGUGGCGGACUCCACCGUGCGCGCCGUCAUCGGCACCCGGUUCAAGGAACGGGACGCGUACCUGCGCAUCCUGCACGACUUGCUCAGGAUCGUGCCCGGGAUGACGCUCCCUGACCUUUUCCCGUCCUGGCGGCUCGCGUCGCUCGUCAGCAGCGUCCCCGGCAGGAUCAAGCGGCACAGCAGAGACAUGAAACGGCUCAUGGACACCAUCAUUCAGGAGCGCCAGCAGGAGAGAAGCAAUAGUGCUGCUGCUGGAGCUGGACAAGACAGUAAGGAAGAAGAAGAAGACUGCUUCCUCGAUGUGCUUCUGAGACUCCAAAAGGAUGUGGACUCCCAAUAUCCACUCACCACUGACAAUAUCAAGACAGUCCUGCUGGACAUGUUUGGCGCAGGCAGUGAGACGUCAGCUACGGCGCUGGAGUGGGCAAUUGCCGAGCUGCUGCGGAACCCGAGAGUGAUGCACAAGUUGCAAGACGAGGUUCGGACAGCAUUUGCUGGCCAUAACAAGGUGACAGAAGUGAACCUGACAAAUCUACACUACCUGCGGUUAGUCAUCAAGGAGACGCUCAGACUGCAUCCCCCGGUACCAUUGCUACUCCCGCGACAAUGUGCAAACCCGUGUCAAGUUCUGGGCUUUGACAUACCGGAGGGGGCCAUGGUGAUCGUGAACGCCUGGGCGAUCGCUCAGGAUCCCGUGCAUUGGGACAACCCCGGCGAGUUCGCACCAGAAAGGUUCGAAGAAGAAAAUGCGAGAGAUUUCAAAGGGAGAGACUACGAGUUCCUUCCUUUCGGUGCCGGAAGGAGGGUAUGCCCUGGCAUGGCGUUCGGGCUGGCGCACAUUCAGCUCGCGCUUGCCGCCUUGCUCUUUCAUUUUGACUGGAAGCUGCCGGGGGGUAAGGCUGGCGAGGAUCUGGACAUGACGGAGGCGUUUGUGAUCUCUACAAGGCUGCGGUCUGAUCUUCUGGUUGUCGCGGUCCCUCGUAUACCGGUGCCCUGCCCGGAGUAAAUGCUUUUUCUUUUUUCA
Messenger RNA from Brachypodium distachyon (stiff brome), 1581 nucleotides. RefSeq names its product premnaspirodiene oxygenase. The record is from RefSeq and is a predicted model, not a curated record. Lineage: Eukaryota; Viridiplantae; Streptophyta; Magnoliopsida; Poales; Poaceae. The transcript has 2 exons. Gene Ontology annotation, molecular function: oxidoreductase activity, acting on paired donors, with incorporation or reduction of molecular oxygen; monooxygenase activity; heme binding. Bases 1 to 1563 code for a protein of 520 amino acids.